This is a messenger RNA of Pocillopora meandrina, 997 nucleotides long. NCBI's taxonomy places the organism in Eukaryota, Metazoa, Cnidaria, Anthozoa, Scleractinia, Pocilloporidae. The record is from the annotation of a GenBank genome assembly.
AUGCUAUCUCUUACGUUUAUGCUAUUGCUUGUGGUCGAGUUGGGAUGGGCCGCCCAGUGUGACAAGUGGUCUGGACCCGCUGGAACUGUUGAAUGCAUUCAAUUAAGGUCGUACAAUAACGAAUACCAGUGGGGGACGUGCGUGACGGAUGCUUACAUGAAGCAAAAGAGCAACCAAAAACAUCAGUGUAUAGACCGAACUGCAACCUACUGCUGGUAUCAGUGUAUGCUUGAAGUGCAUAACAAGAACUAUGGAUCAGUGACGAGUGAUUGUUACUGUACUCCCAGCAAUCCAACCUCAUAUCCAAACACUCUCACACCUACCACAUUACUUCCUCCGGAGUGCUAUAGUCCACCAGGGGAUUCCUGUGAUUGGUAUCGCAACUGCCUGGAGAGGAGGUAUCCCUGUGAAGCUACAAGUAAUGGAUAUGCAGUCAAAUACGCUGAACAUUUUUGCAAGCUGUAUGACCAAAACUUUGGAAAGUUCAGUCCAAUCGGGCGAAACUGGGUUAAUGAAGUUCGCAAAUGCCUUCAAGUCUCACUGGUGCCACUAUUGCGGCCAUGGGUCGACGAUCCAACCUGCGAGGAGAUACGAGAAAAAGCGUUUGCCUCUCAUACACCAUGUAACGUGAAUCCAGGAAAUGGUGUGUCGUCCGUCUGUGAUCUCGACUGCUCUGAUUACCUCCAGAUAUUUUGGACCAUCAAGGGUUCCUUUGUUAAAGUCGACACACUCUGGGAAUCUCUCAAGGGAAUAUGGAACAUAGGAGAGAAAUGUGGAUUGUCUGCUAACAUCAAGAAAUGUUACAGAGAGCUGAAAGAGGGCCCAGUCAGAGUUACCAAGCUGAAGAUUAAAAAGUUUUUUCUGCGAUCGAGGCGCUCAACUGAUAAUCUUCCUAAAUCUGAUGGUUAAUAAAAAUAAAUUCCUAAAUUCCUUCCUAAAUCUGAUGCUCAAAGUCGAUUCGCAGAUGGAGUUGGCUCAGCCAUUGCGAGUGCCUUGA